CGCUCGCCCGCGACGCGCUGCAACGAUGCGUCUGCGCCUCACGAUCCAGCGCAACGGCCUGCCCGCCGCCCACAUCCUCUGGGCGGUCCCCGACACCAACAGCGCCGCCGCCUACACCGUCGCCCGCCUGCUGGAGGACGUCAGUCUCGUCGUGCCGCUCGAGGCAGACCACUGGGGGCUCGAGCACUAUGUCGCCGAGGUGGGCGGGUUCGAGUGUCUGCACUUCAUGCCCGUGGCGCAGUGUCUGAACGCAGACGACCAUGUCUCCAUAAGGCCGCUCAUGCGCGCCGAGGUGCGCGCCCGGACGCUCACGGGGCGCCACCAGAUCAGCGACGGCGGCCAGCACCUCGUAGACGGCGUGCCGUUUGGCCGUCCGUAUCUGCGGCAGCCGAGCCGGCCGCCAGUCAGGAUCCCGCCGCCUGCAGUCAGGGUCCCGUCGUCUGCAGUCAGGGUCUCGUCGUCUGCAGUCAGGGUCCCGCCGCGGAAGCGCCAGAGGCUCGAGGAGAUUACAGACGAAGACGGCGACCAGCUGUUGCUGGAGACCCAAGAGGGAGCAGACGAGGUCAGGGCUGCCACGGACGCCAGCAGGAGCAGACCAAGCGGAGCAGACAAGACCGUGCACUUUCAGCAGCCAGAAGUCGACAUGGAUCUGGACAACGACGACGACGACGACGACGACGACGACGACGACUUUGCGCCGGGCAACGAGAGCGACCAUGAUGUGGGCGGUUACGACGGCGCGGACGGCUCCGACGGUGCGGACUCGGACGCAGACUCUUCAGAUGCUUCAGACACCUCUGACUCGGGCUCGGACUCGGAUGCAGACUCAUCAGAUGCUUCAGACACCUCUGACUCGGACUCGGACUCGUCUGGCUCAGACUCAACUUCAGACGACUCCUCGAGCGACUCGGACAGCAGCAGCGACAGCGACGCCGAACCCGAGGUGCGGUCGUGGAAGAAAGCCGUACCAAAGGCCACCGUCCCUCCGGAGCUGACCAACGCGAAUCCGUCUCCGCCUGGCGAGGGCAAGAGAGAAACAAAAUCACGCAACGCGCGUCGGACCAGGACAAACCGCCUCAACCACCUCAAAAAGGCCGGGAAGCUGGACAAGGACGCAGACCUAAAGGACCUGGAACGCUACGAGGAGGAAACAAGGCAGCAGCCCAACGGCGAGCAGCCAGGGCCAGCACAUCCAUUCGCACGAUCCGCCAGCAAGAGGAAGCGCCUUGAGACGGAAGAACACGGCCAAGCUGCCGCAGGAGAACACGGCCAAGCUGCCUCAGGAGAACACGGCCAAGCUGCCGCAGGAGAACACGGCCAAGCUGCCGCAGAUGAAGCGGCAGCGCUCGAGAAGCGGAAGCGGGAGAUGAUUGCCAAGUUCGGCCAGGACUCAAAUGUCACAAUGGAAGAGCAGCCGGCGCCGCCGCACUCGAACGAGCCGAAUACAACACCCGACAAGACCGCCGAGCGCAAGCGGCUGCGGCCCAACGUCUCAGCCAUCGGCCGCAUGCUCGCACGGCAGACCAAGAACCUCGUAAAGAAGCCAGUCAGAGUGAAAGAGCCCACCCCAGACCCGCAAGGCUCGACCGAUCCCGAAUUCUGGAAGUCGCGCAUCAACCUCUCGGCGUUCGAGUGCUGGGAAGAAGAGUAUGAGCUGACAGCGCCGCCCUUCCCAUUCAAGCAACACUGGGACCCCAUGGGCCAAGUGAUGCGCGAUGCCGCAAAGGCGCGAAAAGGCAAGGGCCGCAAGGGCCGCAAGAAGGCGGCAGCAGAAGAGCCACCAGAAGAGAACCAAGAAGAUCCGGGAGAAAGGGUCUUUCUCGACUACGACGACGGCCCAGACGCGAAUCCCGACGUCCAGAUCCAUGCUGCCAUCGAAGACCAGCUGCAACAAGACAUUGCCACCGCCUCGCAAGAACAACCCGAACAUCCCAAACAACCCGAACAUCCCAAACAUCCCAAACAUCCCAAACAACCCGAACAACCCGAACAACCCGAACAACCCGAACAUCCCGAACAUCCCGAACAUGACCUACCCCUCCUGCCCGAACAUGACCUACCCCCCCUGCCCGAACAUGACCUACCCCCCCUGCCCAAGGACCUGAGCACACUCCCCGCCCUGACGCCUGCGGACAUCAAGCCCGGCGCGCUCAUCGUGUGCAAGUUCUUCGGCAUCAAUCCUGUGACCAUCACGCCAGAAAUCAGCGGCUUCAAGACGGCAGUCGUGGAGACUGAAGGCGACUCCGGUGCGGGCGCGGGCACAAUCAGACUCAGAAUCGCAGCGCGCGACUUGCCGCAGACGGAGAAGAAGUUCAACAGCAAGGGCGAGAGAAUCUACGAUGCCAAAGACGGUUUCUUCAUGGAAGAGGAAGACGACGAGGGGCUGUGGAGCGGCGUGUUUGGCGAGCUGUUGGAGGGAAAGGUGCUGCGGGCUGCGUAGGCACUAAAGUCCAUGUCAGUGUCGAUUGCUGACGAAAACCCCGGAUGGAGUGCCAGACUAUCGUUCUGAUGCUGUACUCAUGUAUUGGUGCGAUACUCAUGUAUUAAUGCGAUACCCAUGUAUCAAUGCGAUACCCAUGUAUCAAUGCGAUACUCUUGUAUUUAAUGCCAUGCUCAUGUAUUAAUGC
Molecule: messenger RNA, 2627 nt
Organism: Didymella exigua CBS 183.55
Lineage: Eukaryota; Fungi; Ascomycota; Dothideomycetes; Pleosporales; Didymellaceae
Exons: 2
Coding region: 26-2440 (804 amino acids)
Source: RefSeq, a predicted model, not a curated record